AAACAAACAGGCGAUCAAAAGCUGAGUCCCGAAGAGUUUUCCCGGUUAUCCCUAAUAGUGUACGAACCGGAGGAAGCGUUCAGUGAUAGCGACGAAGAACCCCCCGUCGUAUUCCUCACUCCCCCGGAAUCCAUCACCCGAUUCACCGAUAGGGAGACCAACGAUAAGUCGGAGUCCGGUUUCGAUGACUACAAAGAGAUGCCGGCAUUCAUAUCGACUCCCAAAGAGGAGACAAAAGUAGAUAAAGAAGUGAAGGAAGAGAAGGAAGAGAAGAAAAAAGACGAGAAAAAGACGGAAAGUAAGCCUAAAGUCGAUGAGAAAUCGUUGGAUAGACAGGAGUCGAUAGAGGGCUCGCAUUUCACGGCCGACGACAUGCCGGUGAAGAUCGACGACGAAGACGAUGAAGAGAUGGUGGACGUGAAGGACGAGGACAUACCGGUCGAGAUGGUGGACGACCACCUAUACGACGAUAACCGAUACGAUCUCGAGGACGAUGUCAGGGAACCGCUCGAAGACGACAAGCCGGCUAUGGAUCGCAUGAAUAGUAUCGAGUGA
Molecule: messenger RNA, 555 nt
Organism: Oppiella nova
Lineage: Eukaryota; Metazoa; Arthropoda; Arachnida; Sarcoptiformes; Oppiidae
Source: the annotation of a GenBank genome assembly